AAAGAAUUUCAAAAUUUAUCCUUGGAUGAAAUAAGAAAUAUAAUAGAACAAGAAAAAAAAGAACUUAAGAAAGAUUAUAAUGAAUUUAAAUCAAGAAGAAGAUUAAUUAGAAAAUAUAGAAAAAUACAAGAAGCUAGAAAUCAAGUAAAAAAAGGAAUUGAUAUAAAAAAAAUAUAUAAAAAGAGUAAAACCAAAAAGAUAAAAAAAUUUGAAGAGUAUUUUGAGGAAUAUAUAAAAAAUAAAAAAAUUCCCAUAUAUAGUCCUGAAUAUUUACGUAAAGCUCUUGAGCGUGUUUUAUAUGAACAUGAACAAGGAAUUACAUUAGAAAAGUCAGCUCUUGAUAAUUUUGCUAGUAAUCAUAUUUUUGAAGGAAUACCUGGUAUUACACCUGAAGAAUAUUUAUUUAGAGUUCAAGCUACUCUAGAAAAUUUUUUAGUUAAUAAUAGAAAUGUUAAAAUUAGAAUGUGUUUAGUUUGUUUAAUGGAAAGAAUUUCUGUUAGAACAGAAAAAGGAGUAGAAAAAUUAGAACAGGAUAAUGCAUAUUUUUUUAGUAAAACUUAUAAAAAUUUAGAAUCUACAAAUACUGAAAAAUUAAUUAGAAAAUGUUUUAGUAAAAUUAUAGAAGAUAUAAGGGAAUAUAACAAUAAUGCAAGUGGUUGGUAUUUUAAAGAAGUUUUAAGAUUAGAAAUUCAUACAACUGAAUUUAAUCCAAUAAAGGGUUCAUCUUACAUUCCUCUUCCAUAUAGGAUAACAAAUAAAAAAGCAAUUGUUAAUAUUCAAAACAAAGACGAGAAAUGUUUUCUUUGGUGUAUACUUCGAUAUCUUUAUCCAAGAAAAGAUAAUGAUAACAGAUUUGCAGAUUUAAAGAAGUAUGAGUUUUCACUUAAAACAAAGGGUAUUACUUUUCCAAUGAAUAUAAAAGAUAUAACCAAAUUUGAGAAACUUAAUCCAGAAUUACCAGGAAUAAAUGUUUUUUCUGAAGAUGAUAAAAUGAGUAUUUAUCCUUUGAGAAUGGCAGAUAGAGAUUGUAAAAAUACUAUUGAUUUAUUUUUGUAUGAAGAAGAUGGAAAUACACAUUAUACGUUAAUUAAAAAUUUUAAUCGUUUAAUUAAAUCGCAAAAAACUAAAAGUAAGGAUGGUAACAUAUUUAUUUGUAAGAGAUGUUUUUGUCAUUACACUAAAAAAGAAUUACUAAAUAAACAUAUUGAAUAUUGUUCUAAUAAUCAAACAGCACUUAUAAAAAUGCCAGAUACAAAUAAAUUUUUACAUUUUAAAAAUUAUUACAAACAACUUCCUGUUCCUUUUGUAGUAUAUGCAGAUUUUGAAUGCUUUACAAAACCAAUGAAUAGUUGUUGUCCUAAUCCAAAAGAUUCAUAUAAUUACAACUAUCAAAAACAUGAACCAUCAGGAUUUUGUUUUUAUGCUAAAAGUAUAGUACCUGGAAUUCAUAUAAAACCAAUUAUUUAUACUAAAAAUUCUGAGGAUGAAGACAUUGCUAAAAUAUUUGUGGAAAAAAUUACAGAAGUAACAAAAGGAAUUUAUAAUGAUUUUUAUUGUAGACCAAAACCUCUUAAACUAAAUAGUAAAGAACAAACAUUAUUUGAAAACGCUAAAACUUGCCAUAUUUGUAGUUGUGAAUUAAAAAAUGAUAAAGUAAGAGAUCAUUGUCAUUUCACAGGAAAGUAUCGUGGUGCUGCUCAUAACAAAUGUAAUCUUAUGUGUAAAAAACCAAGAGUAUUACCAGUUAUAUUUCACAAUCUUCAAGGUUAUGACGCUCAUUUAUUUAUUAAACAACUUGCUAGAUUAGAAGGAAAGUUAGAUUGCAUUCCAUCUACAGAAGAAAAAUAUAUUUCCUUUUCUAAACAUAUUAAAGUUGGAGAAUUUAAAUAUGUUGGUGGUAAUGUUUUUCCAAUAACUUUUGAAAUAAAAUUUUUAGAUUCAUUUAAAUUUCUUCAAACAUCACUUGCCAAUCUUGUAUCAAAUUUAUCACCAGAUGAUUUUAAUAAUACAAAACAUGUAUUUAAGUCUAAUACUUCAUUAUUAACCCGUAAAGGAGUUUUUCCAUAUGACUAUGUUUCAUCACUUGAUAAAUUAUCUGAAACACAAUUACCACCAAAAGAAGAAUUUUAUUCAAAACUUAAUGACGAAGAUAUAUCAGAUGAAGAUUACCAACACGCAAUAAAAGUGUGGAAUACAUUUGGAUGUAAAACAAUUAAAGAUUAUCAUGAUUUAUAUCUAAAGUCUGAUGUUUUACUAUUAGCAGAUGUAUUUGAAAAUGUUAGAGCAACUUGUCUUAAACAUUACAAGCUAGAUCCAGCUCAUUACUAUACAUCUCCAGGUUUGGCUUGGGAUGCAUGUCUCAAAACUACAGGUCAGAAUUUACAGUUAUUACAUGACUAUGAUAUGUUAAUGAUGUUUGAGCGUGGCAUUCGUGGUGGAAUAACACAUAUAUCAAAACGAUAUGCAGAAGCAAAUAAUAAAUAUAUGAAAAAAUAUAAUCCUGAAAAAAAAUCAACAUUUAUUCAAUAUUUGGAUGCAAACAAUCUUUAUGGGUGGGCGAUGACUCAAAAUCUUCCAACUCAUGGAUUUAAAUGGAUGAAAGAUAUAACAUUAAAAAAGGUAGGUAAAAUUUUAGAUAAAUCAAAUCAUAGUAUGUCAAACUUUGGUAAAAAAGGAUAUAUAUUUGAAGUUGAUUUGGAAUACCCUAAACAUCUAUGGGAAACACAUAAUGACUAUCCUUUAGCGCCGGAGAAGAUUAUUGUUAAUGGUGUAGAAAAACUAAUAUGUCAUUUUAAACCCAGAAAAAAUUAUGUUGUUCAUUAUCGAAAUCUUAGACAAUAUCUUGAAAUGGGUAUGAAAAUUACUGCUGUUCAUAGAGGAAUAUCAUUUUAUCAAUCUCCUUGGAUGGAACCUUAUAUCCGAAAGAAUACAGAACUUCGAAAGACAGCAGUUAACAAUUUUGAAAAAGAUUUUUUUAAACUAAUGAAUAAUUCAGUUUUUGGUAAAACAAUAGAAAAUAUAAGGAAAAGACAAAAUAUACAUCUUAUUGAUAACCGUAAUAAAGCUAUCAAAUUAUCAAGUCGUCCAAAUUUUGAUAGAUGUACAAUAUUUGAUAAAAAUCUUAUAGCAAUACAUAUGAAGAAUACUCAAGUUUAUUUUAACAAACCAGUAUAUGUUGGUCAAGCAAUUUUAGAUUUAUCAAAAACAUUAAUGUUUGAUUUUCAUUUUAAAUAUAUUAAAGAGAAAUAUCAUAAAAAAGCAGAAUUGUUGUUUACAGAUACAGAUUCUUUAAUGUAUGAAAUUAAAACAGAUGAUUUUUAUAAAGAUAUAUCACCAGAUAUUUUAUCCAAGUUUGAUACUAGCGAUUAUCCUACUAAUCAUAAAUCUGGAAUACUAACUGGAGUUAACAAAAAAGUUAUUGGAAUGUUUAAGGAUGAAGUAUCGGGAAAACAGAUAACACAUUUUGUUGGUUUGCGACCAAAACUUUAUAGUUAUAAAGUUGAGGAUAAAAAAGAAUUAAAGAAGUGUAAGGGAAUAAAGAAAAAUGUAAUAAAAAAGAAAUUAGAUUUUGAUGAUUAUGUUAAAUGUUUAUUUACAGGUGAAAAAGAAAUGAGAAAAAUGAAAAUAAUAAAAAGUGAAAAACAUGAUAUAUUCUCUAAAGAGGUUAACAAAGUAGCUCUAAGUAAUCAAGACGAUAAAAGAAAAGUUUUCAAAGAUAAUAUUCAUACUUUAGCAUUAAGAUAAAAAAAAUUAUUUAAAAAGUAAAUACACUUAAAUAAUAAAUGUCUUACACAGAGGAAGAAAUAAAAAAAGAUUUAAAUAUAUUAUCUAACUAUAAAAAAAAACAUAUAAAGAAAUUUAAUCCUAAAUCUAAAUGUAAAGGUUGUUUAAAUACAGAAUCUUUUACAAUAGAUUCAGGAUUAAAAAUUUGUGAUGAAUGUGGAACAAUUAACGGUCAUGUUCUCGGUCAAUUUGAUUCAAAAGAUUUUGAUAGAUUAUACUAUCAAAAAAAGAGUAUUUAUCAUAGGAAGUAUCACUAUGAUAAAAAGGUUAAUCAGAUUUCUAAAUUAAUAAAUUUAAAUGAUGAACAAAAAUUUGAACUUUACAACAGACUAUUAAAAAUAGAUAAUUACAUUAUGGAA
This is a messenger RNA of Porites evermanni, 4142 nucleotides long. The record is from the annotation of a GenBank genome assembly. NCBI's taxonomy places the organism in Eukaryota, Metazoa, Cnidaria, Anthozoa, Scleractinia, Poritidae.